This is a messenger RNA of Dovyalis caffra, 1377 nucleotides long. Lineage: Eukaryota; Viridiplantae; Streptophyta; Magnoliopsida; Malpighiales; Salicaceae. The record is from the annotation of a GenBank genome assembly.
AUGUCGCUCUCCUCACUAGCUCGCCAUCUUUCCUUCUCAAUCAAGCUCAAAACCCCAAAAAUCUCAACUUUGCACUUCGCUACUACUUCCUUAUUAGAGAAACUCAAUGCCCGUCUGCAAAGCAGUCCUAACAACAUAGAGAAAACCCUCAAUUCACUCGCACCUAUUAAACUUGACACCAAAUAUGUCAACGAUAUCAUACACAGAUGGUCCCUUAAUAACCUUCAAUUGGGUCUUAGGUUUUUUAUCUGGGCUGGUGAUCAACCAACGUAUAAGCAUAAUUUAUAUAUCUACAAUAAAGCUUGUAACUUGUUCAAGAUUAAGCAAAACCCACAAGUUAUUUUGGAUUUAAUUGAGGCUUAUAAGUUGGAGAAGUGUGUGGUUUGUGUUGACAUGUUUAAGGUUGUUUUGAGGUUGUGCAAAGCGGGUGGGCUCGCUAAUGAGGCUUUGAUGGUGUUAAAGAAAAUGCCUGAAUUUAACAUACGUCCAGAUACUGUUGCUUAUAAUCUUGUUAUUAGGUUGCUUUGUGAGAAGGGUGACAUGGAUAUGGCUAAAAAAUUGAUGGAGGAGAUGGGUUUGAUUGAUCUUUAUCCCAAUAUGAUAACGUAUGUCUCAAUGAUUAAAGGGUUUUGUAAUGUGGGUAGAUUGGAGGAGGCUUAUGCGUUGUUCUCGGCAAUGGAGAUAUGCGGUUGUUAUCCUAAUGUUGUGGCAUAUUCAGUGCUUCUUGAGGGGGUUUGUAGGUUGGGGACUGUGGAGAGGGCAAUUGAGUUGUUAGCGGAGAUGGAGAAGGAAGGUGGGGAAUGUCAUCCGAAUGUUAUUACUUACACCUCUGUGAUUCAGAGUUUUUGCGAGCAAGGCAGGACAAAGGAUGCACUGGCAGUUUGGGAGUUAAUGGAGAUCCGUGGGUGUGCUCUAAAUCGUGUCACUGCUAGUGCUUGGAUAAAUGGUCUUUGCAUGAACGGCCAGCUAGAGGAUGUGUAUAAGUUGAUCGAGAGAAUUGUUGUGGGAGGAAGUGUUUCGAUUGGUGAUUGCUAUAGUUCUCUUGUGGCGUGUUUGAUAAAGAUUAAGAAAGUGGAGGAAGCAGAGAAGAUCUUUAGGAGUGCUUUAGCUAGUGGGAUGAAGCUUGAUAGUUUGGCAUGCAGUAUGAUGAUUAGGGAGCUUUGUUUGGAGAAACGAGAGCUUGAUGGGCUUUGUUUAUAUGAAGAUAUUGAGAAAAUGGGAUGGUUGUCUUCCAUUGACAUUGAUAUAUAUUCCAUCCUUUUAGCUGGGCUUUGUCAAAAAAGCCAUUCAGCAGAAGCUGCAAGGCUUGCAAGGUCCAUGCUCAAAAAAGAAUUCCUCUCAGAGCUCCUUAUGUUGAAAGAAUUGUUGAACACCUGA